This is a messenger RNA of Fopius arisanus, 1768 nucleotides long. RefSeq names its product serine/threonine-protein kinase 32A. Lineage: Eukaryota; Metazoa; Arthropoda; Insecta; Hymenoptera; Braconidae. The record is from RefSeq and is a predicted model, not a curated record. Gene Ontology annotation, biological process: protein phosphorylation. Gene Ontology annotation, molecular function: protein kinase activity; ATP binding. The transcript has 7 exons. The coding region runs from base 274 to 1713 and encodes 479 amino acids.
GAGGCGAGGAGUGUUCCGAGGAGGCCCUCAACCUCCACCAACAACAAUCCCCUGUCAAUUAAUUUCUUUCAUUGUUUUUCCACUGUUUUUUAUAUAAUUGUGUAAAAAAAAUGGUGCGAGCAAACGUCAAUAAUGCUCCGUCUGUAUAUAUGGUGGAUUUUCUUGGUACUCAGUGAGUGAGUCCUACUUCUUUGAGGCACAGACAACCCACGGUGUAUCAUGCUUUUAAUUGACAUGUCAAUUGUAUUAAUACCGAGAUAAUGCGAAAAGUUCAUGUGUCGGGGGAAUGACGUUCAUCGAUUCACGUCUGGUACGUUGUUAUUGGCAAACGCACGAAAGCCAUCAGCUACCAUGGGUGGAAGUCACUCCAGGAGCUUUCCAGGACCUGGGGAAGAGGUUAAUUUCGAUCACUUUCAAAUUCUCCGAGCGAUCGGCAAAGGAAGUUUCGGUAAAGUCUGCAUUGUGGAGAAACGAGGUAAAUCGGGGCAAAUGUACGCGAUGAAAUACGUCCGUAAAACAGAGUGCGUUGAGAGAGGUGCACUUAGAAAUGUUCUUCGUGAAGUUGAGAUUCUGUCUAAAUUAGAACACCCCUUCCUAGCCAAUCUCUGGUUUAGUUUUCAAGAUGAGGAAGACUUAUUCAUGGUGUCGGAUUUACUACUGGGGGGCGACCUGAGGUAUCACAUUCAGAAGAAAGUUCAUUUCUCAGAGUCAAGUAUCAUUCUCUUCAUUGCUGAGAUUGGCCUGGCCCUGGAUUACCUCAGGAGCAAGAGAAUUGUUCACAGGGACUUGAAACCGGAUAAUAUAUUGUUGGACGAGGAAGGGCAUGCACACGUUACGGAUUUCAAUGUGGCAACGACUCUGGAGGAAAAUCAAUUGGCGACUUCGGUAUCAGGAACGAGGCCCUACAUAGCUCCAGAAAUCUUCAUGUGCACGUGCGGUAGUUCUGGAGUUUUCGGAUAUGAUUACUCAGUGGAUUGGUGGAGUCUUGGGGUUCUUGCAUGGGAAACCCUCGAAGGAGUAAGACCUUUUCACGUACUCGCACAUACCACGCACUCCGAAGCCCUUCGCAUCAUGCAGGAUGGCAGACCAAUGCCCCCAUCAAACUGGAGCAAAACCACUGUUGAUCUGUUGGAGUCUCUCCUCACAUUCGAUCCUAAGAAUCGUCUGACCACUUUAGAGGCUCUUCAGAAGACCGAUGCCAUGCUUGCCUUCGAUUUCGAUGAGAUUCUGAAAAAGCAAGUGAAACCUGUAUUCACACCAUCCAAGGAUCACCUCAAUUGCGAUCCAACCUUCGAGCUCGAAGAGAUGAUCAUCGAGACCAGACCUCUUCACAAGAAAAAAAAGAGACUGGCCAAACAGCGAUCACUGAGGUGUCAGGAAAUCACUGAACAGACUGACUCGAGUUUGUCGAAUGGAAUUGAUUCAAUUAAACUUGCCUUUAUACCUGAAUAUUUAAUUUACAAUAGGGAACGAGAAAUUGAGCGCAGAGAGAGGGAGAUGAAAGAGGCUGAGUGGGAAGAGGAGCUCAGGCGAGCUAUGGCGCAUGCUGAAACCAAACUCAGAGAGACUGAUGUCGACAGACACCGCAUAAAUCGUCUAAGUCUCCGCUCUCGUCUGGAAUAUGUGUCUUCACGUAAAAAUAAACAAAACGAACAGGCCCAUUCGCUGGAUAUUGACUAUAUUGAUGUCACCCCAGAAUCGUCUACCUCUUAAAACCAAAAUCGUAGCUGUCAAUGUAUUUUUGAUCUUUGAAAAGCAAAAGCUGUGU